Molecule: messenger RNA, 460 nt
Organism: Onthophagus taurus
Lineage: Eukaryota; Metazoa; Arthropoda; Insecta; Coleoptera; Scarabaeidae
Source: RefSeq, a predicted model, not a curated record
AUGGAUAAAAAUUUAAAAAGCGAAGAAGAACCUUUAGAUUUAUCGCUAAAAAACUUUAAUAAAAAUUAUUUAAAUAACCCAAAAACAACCAAGUUAUUUUGUGGGUUUUGUUCAAAAACUUUUGACAGACCAUCGUUGUUAAAACGUCAUUUGCGCACCCACACCGGCGAAAAACCCCACAUUUGCGAAGUUUGCAACAAAGGUUUUUCGACGUCGAGUUCGUUAAACACGCAUAAAAGAAUCCACACCGGUUUAAAACCGCACGUAUGCCAAUUUUGUGGGAAGAAAUUCACCGCAAGUUCGAACUUGUAUUAUCAUAAAAUGACACAUUCAAAAGUUAAACCUCAUAAAUGUGACGUUUGCCCCAAAUCAUUUCCAACACCCGGCGAUUUAAAAUCGCACAAAUACACGCAUAACGGGCGGUGGCCCUUUAAAUGUUUCGUUUGCUUGAGGGGGUUUA